AUGCGCGAUCAAUUUCGUCGUUCGCCCACGCUGAGAACCGCCGUUCCCGCCGCAACUAUGACUCCAGAUAAACAAAGCAACGGCCCUUCCGGCAAACCUCUCACUCCCAGCCUCAGUGCCGCCUUUAAUAGAUCCAGCAAAACACCCCUCACACCCAAACUUGCCAGUUCGGGAGGCUACCUGACCCCUCGACGACCAGCGUACGCGGAGACGACUUCCCCGAUUGCCUCGAGAGAAGACGCAUCCAACACAAACUACCUCAGUGCCAACGUCACUCCCCGCUCUGGUCCGCGAAACUCCAGACGGGAUGGCACAGCAUCGCCCCCGGUGACGACCAGCCCUGGAGCGGCAUACUAUAUGCAACAGACGACACGGUCUGCUCCCUCUGUAUCGACGGGGGGUCACCGGACAGAGCGUAGCCCCGGCCGCGGCAAUGCGAGGCUAGAGCCACCACGAUCCCUACGCGAAAAGAGUAGUUCGACAGAAAACUAUCAUCAGAGCGCCUCCUCGCGCCCCGAUUCGUCCUGUGGAAGCUCCGCGGGAUCCCCUAUGUUCUUUCGUGCUGAUGACGCACGGUCCUCCGUUUCCUCCUUUGAACAGGAUAGUCGCCCCAGAUCAUACGUGAAGACCACGCCCACGGUCGCCUUCCUAUACUCCAACGGGCCAAAAGAGAAUUCCCAGACGGACGACCCGAACAAAGCAUUGCCUGUCGCGAAACGGCGGUCUACUGGUCCACCGCGGCCAGUUGUCGCUAGCAAAACUCCCCCGGUCUUGUCUCCUCGAUUGAGAUCACCACAGCUACCAGAUUCAAACAGCCGCCGGUCUUUCGAUGGGCAUCUUCUAGCUAGCCCCCAGAUUGACGACUUUGCAGAGAACAAGCCCCCGCGCUGGCAAGCCUCAUCUCCGAACAGUCCGGAGGAAAGGCCGUCGAGCGUUGUCGGCUUACCCACCCCUCACAGGAGAACCAUAAGUGUUGACUCGCCACAUCAGACCACUCCUCAUCAGGAGAGACGAAGGGCCAGCUCCUCUCUGUCGCCGGCUCUUAUACCGUCCGAGGCUACAGCGGCGACCGCGCAGACACCAGAACCACGUCCGAGAAUUACAAGCAAUGGUUCCUCCUUCUCUCUAGAACCUUCCGCCCCUAUUCCAUUGGCGCAGAGCCCUAUUAAGACGGACGUGAAUGGACAGGAUAUCAGUGAUGCUGCGGCCACUGCGCGAACGGAGCGCAAGGUCUUGGACCUCGAAAUAAGCAACUCGUCGUUGUUGGCAAUCAACCGCACGCUAGAACGUGAACUACGGAAGCAACAGGCGGAACUGCGGCGUUAUCGACGAUUGAGUCGAUCCGGCCGUCUGUCUAUUUCUACCUCACUCCGCUCGACAUCCGGAACUGGUCUCUCGAUUGUCAGCGAAACGGACGAUGGGAUCAGUGAACAGGCUGCAGUCCACACACCUGAAGAACUUUCAGAUUCAGGCGAUGACGAGUCAUCCUUCGCAGACGACAGCAGCACCGCUCCAGAUGAGAAACGAUUCUCACUAGAUCUAUCUAAACAUCAGGAAUUAUUGGUCGACAGUCAGAAGAUGAAUCAAAGCCUGAAGCGAUGCCUGGGGUGGACGGAGGAGCUGAUCAAAGAGGGCAAGAAAGCACUCGAAUACCAUGUGACAGUAAGCGAUGUUGAGCUUGGUGGCCGGGUGCUCGCACCGGAUGAGAUGAGUGAAAUUGGAGAAAGCGCAAGAGGCCUUUUGAGUCCGAGCACAGAGAUACCCCCUGUUUAUUCUGAUUUUGAUUGGGAAGGGCAAUCCGAAUCGGAUGAAGCCUAA
Molecule: messenger RNA, 1818 nt
Organism: Paecilomyces variotii
Lineage: Eukaryota; Fungi; Ascomycota; Eurotiomycetes; Eurotiales; Thermoascaceae
Exons: 1
Coding region: 1-1818 (605 amino acids)
Source: RefSeq, a predicted model, not a curated record